AGUUAAAGUCUUGAUCUUCAGCUCAGUCAUCGAGCUUACGUGUGCGCUUUGUGUGUCUUCAGGGACAGUAGAAGGUGUAAUCUUGAGGCUGUUUAAACCGAAACCAUGGCCAAGGACAUGACUCUGCUGUGGGGCUCCGGCUCUGCUCCCUGCUGGAGGGUCCAGAUCAUGCUGGAGGAGAAGAAGCUGCAGGGCUACGACCAAAAACUGCUCUCCUUCGAGAAAAUGGAGCACAAGUCCCAGGAAGUCCUAGAUAUAAACCCGAGGGGUCAGCUUCCGUCUUUCAAACAUGGAAACAUCAUCGUGAAUGAAUCCUACGGUGUCUGUUUUUACCUGGAGAGCCAGUUUAAAAACCAGGGAACCAAACUAAUCCCAGAUGACACUGACCAACAAGCUCUGAUGUACCAGCGCAUGUUUGAGGGUCUCACAUUCUACGAUAAAGUCCUUACUGUUAUCUACUAUGAAUAUUUCGUCCCUAAAGGAGAGAGGCACGACUCAGCUGUGAAGAGAAACAAAGAGGCUCUGGAGACUGAGCUGAAGCUCUGGGAAGGAUACCUGCAGAAGCUGGGCGCUGGCUCUUACUUGGCAGGACCAUCUUUCACGCUGGCCGAUGUGGUUGUUUUUCCAACUGUUGGUAUUCUUUUCCGAUUUGGGUUAUCUGCUCAGCGUUACCCUAAACUGGGAGAGUAUUAUGGUCUGGUGAAGGAGAGACCCAGCGUCAAAGCCAGCUGGCCUCCUCAUUGGGUGGAGGACCCAAAGGGAGACGAGGACACCCUGAAGGACUUGUGAUAUCCAUACACUCUUGUUAUUAUGAUGUUCCGGUGUGGCCUCUAAUGCAAAGCUUUUGCUUUUGCCUACUAAAAGCUUAGCUAACAGCUUGAUAAAUAUGAUACAGCUCUGAUUUUGAUUAUUGGUGCUGUGAAAUAAAUUGUUGGCUUACGAAAAAGUUCUGAAUACGUUAGGGGAUUACAGGUGCAGAUAUGUGGUUCUUUGAUUUUGAUCCCUCUCUUGUCAAAUCUUUGACCAAAAAAUGUAUAAAUGCAGGCUGUGUUAAACUAUACAUCAUUAGAUGGUUGCAGGGUGACAGCAGCAGGAAGACUGUCAUGAUGACAUAACAGCUUUUGUUUCCCCCAUACACUGUGUUUAGAACUAACAUCAGUCUGUGUCAACUCAUACAUGUACAUGCUACUAUGUCAAAAGUUUCUAAUGCAUUCACAGUUCGUGUGAAGUCAGUGUGUGUUAAUACAUUCAUAUCAGUUAGCAUUUCUGUGCAUUCAUACCACAUUAACUGAUAUAUUGGGGCUAUAACAUAGUGUACACUGUAAAUUCCAAUCUCACAUUUCCUCCGUGUCCUAGUAGAAAAGGUAGGCGGAGUCAGAGGAAAUAACCUCUGUGUUCAUUAUUUGAAUGUCAGAAGUAGCUUGCUCUGCACAAAGGUAGUUCAAAUGCCCUGUGUGAUUUUUGCAUAAAUGAAAGUGUUCAAUAUUGUGUCCUUUGCAUGAUUUUUGCAUUUUCAGUUUCAUGCACAGCCUUUUGGAGACACACCAGCCAUACUUUAUGUUCAACUAUGUCACUUCAAUAAACAGUAGAUGUGUA
Messenger RNA from Amphiprion ocellaris (clown anemonefish), 1596 nucleotides. RefSeq names its product glutathione S-transferase A-like. Gene Ontology annotation, molecular function: glutathione transferase activity. Lineage: Eukaryota; Metazoa; Chordata; Actinopteri; Pomacentridae. The coding region runs from base 106 to 789 and encodes 227 amino acids. Gene Ontology annotation, biological process: glutathione metabolic process. The record is from RefSeq and is a predicted model, not a curated record. The transcript has 6 exons.